AUGUUUCACUCGCAGUUGAAACCUGAUAGUACGUUAACGUCGUCCUCUCGCUACUCUUCCGGUUCCCGACUUGGACGACCUCCUGUGACCUCAUCGCCGGCGACGACCAAGCUGGCGACUCCGGCGACGGCCGACGACGCGGUGUGCGACUGUCCGCUGCGUCGCCACAACGUGCGGGUGAUUGGGACGGGCAAAACGACGCUACUACUGUCGCACGGAUUCGGCAGCAACCAAAAGGUACCCCCUGCUUCCGCUUUCCCGCAUGCUUCCACUCAGCCAGACCCUUACCUUUACAACUACUUCCCUCGUACCCCUUACAAGCCGCCUCAAAACACCACAUUGGCGUCCCAUUUUCCGCGCACCACCCCGCGUAUCACCGCGCAGAUCUGGGACGGCGUGCUGUCGCACCUGGACCUGCGGCGCACGUUCCGUGUGGUGCUGUGGGACCUGAUGGGCGCCUUCAGCACGCCCUCCGCGUCGUACGACUUCCAGCGCUACGCAUCUCUCUGCUCGCACGCUGAUGACCUGCUCGACGUGCUCCACGCGCUGGGGGUGGCGGGGGGCCAGGCGGGGAAGGGUGAGGAGGCGGGGGGCCAGGCGGGGAAAGGCGAGGAGGCGGGGGGCCAGGCGGCGGGGGAGGCGGAGGGGGAGGCGGAGGGGGAAGCGGAGGGGGAGGCGGAGGGGAAGGCGGAGGGGAAGGCGGAUGGGAAGGCGAAGGUUAAGGCGGAUGGGAAGGCGGAGCGGGAAGCGGAGGGGGAAGCGGAGGGGGAAGCGGAGGGGGAAGUGGAGGGGAAGGCGGAGGGCGUGGUGUGUGUGGGGCACAGCGUGAGCGGCAUGGUGGCGCUGCUUGCAAGUCUCGAGCAGCCCAGCGCCUUCAAGCGCCUGCUGCUGCUUGGCGCCUCGCCUAGGUACCUCAACGAGCCGUCCAUGGGGUACGUGGGCGGGUUCGACCCGGCAGACCUGCAGCAGCUGUUUUUUUUUACACGACUCACUCAAAUGCCCAACUUCCUUUCCCUAUCUCCUCCUCCCCUUCUCCCCACCACCAGGUACCUGAACGAGCCGUCCACGGGGUACGUGGGAGGCUUCGACCCGGCAGACCUGGAGCAGCUGUUCCGGGCGGUGCGCGAGAACUACAUCGCGUGGGCGUCGGGGUUUGCACCGCUCAUGGUGGGGCGGGACAUCAGCAGCGCCGAGGUGCGCCAGCUCACUGAGAGCGUGCUGCUGGUGCGCCCUGACAUCGCCCUCAGCGCCCUCCGGACGACCUUCCAGUCGGAUUACCGACACGUGCUGGCACAGGUGGUUGAGACGUCUCAAGCUGGGUUGGGAGUGCUAUCCACAAAGAGUGAUGCUGCCGUGCCAAUGCAAGUGAGCGAGUACCUGAGGGAGGCGAUACCUGGGGCGUGCAUGGAGGUGCUACCCACACACGGCCACCUCCCCCACCUCACCCACCCUGCUGUUGUUGCUCGCGCCAUCCAACGCCAUGCUGCUGCCCACGACGCUCUGGACCACGCUACGGCUCGGGGAUAUGGAGGUGGGGCGCACAUGGCUGGCUUGGAUUUCCACCGAUUCGACCGUUUGAUCCCUCGCUGCUGCAUCCACCACAGAGGGAUUUCUGGAGCAUCCCACACAGACGCACAGAGGGAUUGCUUGCUGCAGAGGCAGCAGGGAGAGGCACAGGCAGAUGCAGCAAGCAGUGGCAGCAGGAAGAGACACAGGCAGAAGCAGCAGGAAGAGACACAGGCAGAAGCAGCAGGAAGAGACAGCAGGCAGAAGGAGCAGACAGCAUUAGUGGAUAGCACUGCAGUAACUAGCAACUGA
Messenger RNA from Closterium sp. NIES-65, 1818 nucleotides. Lineage: Eukaryota; Viridiplantae; Streptophyta; Zygnematophyceae; Desmidiales; Closteriaceae. The record is from the annotation of a GenBank genome assembly.